GCUUCGCCCCUCAUCUUGCCUGCAUUUUCGCAGCUUCGACCCCUUUUCGGCGGGGCUCUUGGGUAUUCGAUUGGCCGGUGGUCUCCAACUUCAUCCACAGGCUGAGCUCAGAGGCCCAACGGCCGUACCAACAUUAUCCAGGGACAACAUGUCGCCAACCCCGACCAACAUUCUGUUCGCUCUGAUGGUCUUCAGCCUCGUGCUGCCGUACAUCCCGAGGGUCGCCUAUGCCAUCCUGAGGCUUUCGAUCCGCAAUAAGUGGAUUACAUUGACGCUCAUAGUGCUGCUUGGCUGGGUUGUUGCGGCUGCCUCGCUGCUGGUCUUGAUUGUCCAUCUCAGCACCAGAUACGGCAUCUCGCUGAGGCUGCAUCGAAGCCGCACACGGUUCUGGCUGUCCUUCACCUUCGGUGCCCCGCCCAUGAACCUCAAAGCCAAUACGGCGACAUCAAGCAAACCAAGAGAGCCUGUCGGUUCGGUCCCGGAGCAAGGCUCGCCCCUUGCCACUUCGAAUCUGCCGUCCCCGCUGUCAUCCGUGCCGGGCUCGCCUCUGUGGCAGUCGUCGGAUGAGUCCAGGGCAAGUCGCAAAGCCGAGCGUCGAUUGACCACCGGGCUUGGUCCAACCAAGGGUCUGCUCGAUGCUCUCAAGACAGCAAAGACGGCACAGAGCCCACGGAUAGGCAUCCCAGCUUCGCCCAAGCCAGUCUCGACCAAACCCGCCCAGCCCGCCCAGCAGAAGCCCGCCCCAAAGCCGGGCUGGGCAGCCGUCCUCAACUUCUUCUCGGUAGAGCGCAGCAAUGAAUCCGAUGUCAAGUAUGCCAUACUGACGGGCCAGUUUGUUCUGACGAUUCGCUAUGUAUCCUUCUUCUGGCCGGACAAGUCCCACUUUGACGAGGCCGCGGAUGCCGUUGGCGAGAACGGCCUGCGUCGGCGACUUGUGCGUUUACUUGCUCCUCCCUACGUCGGCAUCAAGCUGGGCGGCGUUGCUGUCUAUCUGCCAGCAUAUCCAUAUUUCGGAUUUCCCGAGGACCUGCGGAGCUCGGCGGCCAACUUGGCAGCGCUGACCGACACCGACCGUCAGAGGGCGGCCGAGCGAUUCAACCAGUAUCUCAUCGAACAUGUGCCUCGCUGGCUGCGACUGCACGUCACCACCAUGAAUAUCUACAUCCCGAGCCCAUCCGAUCGCUCUGGGCCGCUUGCUCCGGGGGUGCUGCGAAUUCCUCCACAAAAGAUCAAGAGCGAGCCGCUGACAUGGGCUGGUCUUCUGCCGUGGCUGCUGUGGGAAGAAACCCGGCCAAAGCGAGAGUUUUUCCACGGAUUUGCCUCCACCCUGAUCGAGCACCAUGCUCUCAACACCAGCAUCGCCGAUUGCACUGGCAUGCGCUUUCGUUUUUGCCUCUACUUCAAGGACCUUGACUUUGGCGACCGUUUGGUGGACGGCGGCCCACAGCCCAGCCACCGCCCGCGGGCCGUCAGCUUGUCAAAGUUCGGGUUUGGCAGCAGGACUAACCCCGUGCCUAUGCUGCCAGUCGAAACUGCCUUCAUCAAGGUCCGCGGGGCUCUGGCUGUCGUGAAGGUUUACGAACCCAAAAACGAGGACAGCCCUGGCUGGAGGGACGUCAUCAUCAUCAACAACCCGAGUGCAUCUGCAGCUCGCAUCGACCAGACGCAGAGCGGCCCAGCCCCGGCGCAAGCAACUCCGUCGGCGAGCCAGCGAUCGUCGCUCGCCAGCACUUCGUCGACCUCAAGCGGCAUGAAAAACGCCAGCUCGGCGCCGCUCCUGACUCUGGGGGACGAGUCAUCGCUGUCGUCCAUCGACCUGGCCGUCCCUGUGCAUACUGAAGCCACCAGGAGCAGCAGCACCCUCCGACCUCAUCCCACCCUCAGCAGAAUCAAAUCAGAUGACUCCACGAACAUGCGGCGAUCCUUCUCGGUUCCCAGCCUGUCGUCCAGGAAACCAGUGCUGCCGCAGACCACCCAGCCUCGGUCGAGUCUCCCAGGUCUGGAGAUCGAUGCCGAACUCUCAGCGACCAUGCAGGUUACUGUCCAGAUCCCUCAUAUGGUGGUGACAAUCAACCAUCCGCUCUUGGAGUUUGCCCGCGAUCUCCAGCUCGGAAGCACAGCCGACACCGCGGCACCUGGUACUAGCUCUGGCAUGACGCCCGUGAUUGCGGCCAAGAAGUUUCUGCACAAGGGCGCCGACCUGUUCACCAAGGCCGUUCUGGUCUACUUUGACAGCCGGACAUUCGAGGUCAGGAAUAUCAAGCGCGAGAUCAUGAUUUGAUCUGUUGCCGUGGUAUGGCCUCCGACACUCGAGUCUGUCCGGCUCAAACACGGCAUCGGAAUAUGCAUUUCUGUUGGAUUGCGAUUGCACCGUGCCUGGUUUGAGUCCGAUACAUCGCUAUUUUCUGGUCCUGAAUACACCCCGUCCACCGAGGCCAACAGGGUACUGCCAGGGACGCUCAGGGAUACUCUCCCGUUUCGUUCCAAACAAGCUGUGCUAUGUUUGCUAUCUCUGAAUAUAUCUACACAUGUCCGUUGCCACAA
Messenger RNA from Polychytrium aggregatum, 2544 nucleotides. RefSeq lists its product as uncharacterized. Lineage: Eukaryota; Fungi; Chytridiomycota; Chytridiomycetes; Polychytriales. The record is from RefSeq and is a predicted model, not a curated record. The coding region runs from base 149 to 2281 and encodes 710 amino acids. The transcript has a single exon.